CGGCAGUUGUGUAGAUCGCUGAGAGACUACGAGGGUCCGGUUCAGUUUUAAUUCUGUCUCUAAUCUCUGCAACAGCCGCGCUUCCCGGGUCGCGCGGCUCCCGCGCGCGAUCUGCCGCGGCCGGCUGCUGGGCAAAAAUCAGAGCCGCCUCCUCCCCAUUACCCAUCAUGGAAACCCUCCAGGAAAAAGUGGCACCGGACGCGCGAGCCUGAGGAUUCUGCACAAAAGGUGCCCAAAAUGAAGACCCUGAUGAUUUCAAACUUGCAAGGAUCGCAAGGAUCCAGGGCCCCAGGAAAGGAGGGGUGUGAAGGACUCAAGAUUCCAGCAGCUUGGCUGGGGUGGCUGCGCCAGACGGACCCUUCCCCAAAGUGCAAACCCACCCCUGUCCUCGGCCCCGGCGCGCUCCCUCAGCCCGGGGCCGUACACCACCUGCCCUCUACCGAAAGAUCUGGGCGGCGGCGGCGGAAAGCAGCGACGCGUCCGGAGCAUUCCUUGCGCGCCAUGGUCUGGCAGUGUGUUUAGCGCUCACCACCAUGUGCACCAGCUUGUUGCUAGUGUACAGCAGCCUCGGCGGCCAGAAGGAGCGGCCCCCGCAGCAGCAGCAGCAGCAACAGCAGCGGCAGGCGUCGUCCACCGGCAGCUCGCAGCCGGCGGCGGAGAGCAGCACCCAGCAGCGCCCCGGGGUCCCCGCAGGACAGCGGCCACUGGACGGAUACCUCGGAGUGGCGGACCACAAGCCCCUGAAAAUGCACUGCAGGGACUGUGCCCUGGUGACCAGCUCAGGGCAUCUGCUGCACAGUCGGCAAGGCUCCCAGAUUGACCAGACAGAGUGCGUCAUCCGCAUGAAUGACGCCCCCACACGCGGCUAUGGGCGUGACGUGGGCAAUCGCACCAGCCUGAGGGUCAUCGCGCAUUCCAGCAUCCAGAGGAUCCUCCGCAACCGCCACGACCUGCUCAACGUGAGCCAGGGCACCGUGUUCAUCUUCUGGGGCCCCAGCAGCUACAUGCGGCGGGACGGCAAGGGCCAGGUCUACAACAACCUGCAUCUCCUGAGCCAGGUGCUGCCCCGGCUGAAGGCCUUCAUGAUUACUCGCCACAAGAUGCUGCAGUUUGAUGAGCUCUUCAAGCAGGAGACUGGCAAAGACAGGAAGAUAUCCAACACUUGGCUCAGCACUGGCUGGUUCACAAUGACAAUUGCACUGGAGCUCUGUGACAGGAUCAAUGUUUAUGGCAUGGUGCCCCCAGACUUCUGCAGGUAUCCCAAUCACCCUUCAGUACCUUAUCAUUAUUAUGAACCUUUUGGACCUGAUGAAUGUACAAUGUACCUCUCCCAUGAGCGAGGACGCAAGGGCAGUCAUCACCGCUUUAUCACAGAGAAACGAGUCUUUAAGAACUGGGCACGGACAUUCAAUAUUCACUUUUUUCAACCAGACUGGAAACCAGAAUCACUUGCUAUAAAUCAUCCUGAGAAUAAACCUGUGUUCUAAGGAAUGAGCAUGCCAGACUGUAAUCCCAGGUAUUCACUGCAUCAGACACCGAGACCCUGAACUUCCUGAGCCACGAGACAGGAAAGAGUAGCAGAAAACAGCUUCACUCCUCAGGAAGUACCAUGGACAGAUGCCUACCGGGCAUGACAAAGCAGUGCAGUUGAAUUGUAAGGAAAAAUUCCGGAAUUAAUGCAUCCUAAUGAAUGUUGUCCCCUUCAAUGGCGUUACCUUAGGAGCUGAAUAUUCAAUUCAGUUAUACCACUAUGACUAAAAACAGUUUGGAUCUCUUAGUAUUGCCUUUGAAACUGCAACAUAAGCAACUCAGCAAUAUUAGUUGCAUUCCUUUAUGGAAAUACCAUGUCAAAGACGUUUUUCUAUCAAGUUGUAUUCUUUCCUGUUCUAUAACCUUUGUCAUCUGUUAAACUGUGUAUGUGUGAUUUGUAAAAAGCAGGCUGAAACUAUGGACAUGAUUUCUGAAGAGCACAUCUCCACUGACUUUCAUAAAGCAAAUGUCUAAUAUUUAUUGAGAGUUUUUUAGUGCAAUCUGGGUCAGUAUUUUUAUAGAUUAUGAUUAUGUGGUAAUUUAUCCUUCCUAACUCUUUAAUCCUGAAUGAUGGUUAGAAAUGGCCUAGAAUUAGGUUACUCUGUUCACAAUGCUCAUUGUUAGCAUGCAAUUGGUAUUUGACUUGGAAGUGUUGUGUUGUAUUUUUUGAACCCCUAGGCUUCAGGAAAACUGCUCUUUUGUAAAAAGAAUAGCGAUGACAUUUUCUAAUGUGCAGAAAUGUUCCAAAAGGACAAAAUUGAAAACCAAAAACUAUGUUAUUAAAACAAAAAAAUGCUAACAAGAGAAAUUUAAAGGUAGUUUUCUUUAGUAAUAAUUUAUGUAAGUGUCCUCUCUUGAGCCCUAGUUUCCUCUUUGGCAGAAUGAUGUCACUGUACCAGACAACCUCUUAGGUUUCAUCCCAAAUCUAAACUUGUGGCCUCUUCUUGACCCAUUUGAAGACCCUGCACUUGGAGUGAUGGGGCCCCAACAGUAGCAGGAACUUUAUUUUGGGGAGCCUUAUCUACAUUCAUAUGACUUAUCUCACUCUUGUGGUUAAAACUGCACUUCUUCCUGGGUUCACAUGGGCUAAAAUCUACCCCCUGCUCCUCUCAAAGCAUCACCAUCCACCUCUUCCCCAGCCUUUCAACACAAAAACACAGGAUACACACACACACACACACACACACA
Messenger RNA from Pongo pygmaeus (Bornean orangutan), 2718 nucleotides. RefSeq names its product ST6 N-acetylgalactosaminide alpha-2,6-sialyltransferase 5 (gene ST6GALNAC5). The record is from RefSeq and is a predicted model, not a curated record. The transcript has 6 exons. Bases 534 to 1487 code for a protein of 317 amino acids. Lineage: Eukaryota; Metazoa; Chordata; Mammalia; Primates; Hominidae. Gene Ontology annotation, molecular function: alpha-N-acetylgalactosaminide alpha-2,6-sialyltransferase activity. Gene Ontology annotation, biological process: oligosaccharide metabolic process; ganglioside biosynthetic process.